This is a messenger RNA of Hibiscus syriacus, 1696 nucleotides long. RefSeq names its product pentatricopeptide repeat-containing protein At3g53700, chloroplastic-like. NCBI's taxonomy places the organism in Eukaryota, Viridiplantae, Streptophyta, Magnoliopsida, Malvales, Malvaceae. The record is from RefSeq and is a predicted model, not a curated record. The transcript is spliced from 2 exons. Bases 38 to 1303 code for a protein of 421 amino acids. Gene Ontology annotation, molecular function: mRNA binding; protein binding.
UUCCAUCCGAAAAAGAGAGAAGGAAUUAAAAAAAACAAUGGCGUUAGUUUGCAAGGUUUUAUUAAGAGCAGCUAAAAUAGGUUCAGGCUCUCAAUUUGUUCAAAUCCCUUGUAAAUCUCAACGCUGGUUAUGUAACGACCCAUCCUCUUUCAAUCCUCUUCUGAAGAAACUACUUCAAUUACCCACCUCAUUAAUCAAGUCUACGAUUGAUUCUGAGUAUCGUUUUGCCCACAAUAAUCCCCAGUUUUCCUGGGAGUCUCUCGCCGCCGUUCUCCCAUCUUUGCCACCGGAGAAGGCUCGGCUGGUUUUGGAAUGGAAAUUAGAGAAAAUGUUGAAGGAAAAUGAGGGAGACUAUGAUCAAUAUUUCUAUAUAAUGUCUCUUUGUGCAAAGAUUCGAAAUGUUUCACUUGCAAUGCAUGUCUUUACUUCAAUGGAGGUUCAUGGGAUUAAACCAACAACUUCUAUUUUCAAUUCCUUCAUACAUGCUUGCUUGUCCUCGAAUGAUUUGUUAACAGCAUUGAGCUUGUUCGAGAUAAUGGCAAGUUCAGAGAGCUACAAACCAAAUGAGGAGACUUAUGAGACCUUCAUAACAGGGUUUUCGAGUUUGGGAUAUGUCGACGCCAUGAAAAGCUGGUAUUCAGCUAAGAAGGCUUCUGGUUAUUGUGCUACUCUUCAAACAUAUGAUUCACUCAUUUCUGGUUGUAGUCGAUCUCGAGACUUUGACGGUGUUGAUAGAUUCUACGAAGAAAUGACAUUGAAAGGAAUGAUGCCUAGUGAGACCAUAUUGGAGAACUUGCUGGAGGGAUUUUGCAGACGCCGGAGAUUCAAUCACGUUAAAGAGUUCUUGAAAUCUUGCCUUGAAGCUGGGCAGGAAAUUAGUCCAAAGAUGGCUGAGAAGGUCGUCGGUUUAUAUUUGAGACAUGGAAAGGUAGAAGAAAUGGAAGACCUACUUUUAACUGUAGUGGAGUCGGGACAGGAUGUUGCUGUUUUAUCACACGUGAACUCCGGGAUCAUAACUAUGUAUGCAGCAUUGAAUCGAUUGGAUGAUGUCGAAUACUCCGUGGGCAGGCUGCUGAAACAAGGGUUAUUGUUUAGAUGCGCAGAUGAUGUUGAGAAGGUUAUCUGCUGUUACUUCAGGGAAGAAGCUUAUGAAAGACUAGAUCUAUUUUUGGAGCGUAUUAAGGGUUCACAUAAGCUCACGAAAUCAACCUAUGAUUUGUUGGUUGCGGGGUAUCGAAGAGCCGGGCUUUCUCAGCGAUUACAUUGGGUGAUUAAGGAUAUGGAAUUGGCUGGAGUUCGAUAGCAUCCUAGUUGGAAAAAACCGAUACUUGCCUUGACGUCGCAUUUACGCGUGAUUCUGGAUGUGCUUCCUGGAUAAACAGUGCUGCAUCUUGGAAUAUGUUUUCCGACAUCGGAAGGGAUUGUUUGCAUCGCAUAUAGCACUGGAGCAUUGGUUGGAGUUCAGUCGUCUUUUACUCAAGAUGAAGAUCAGGACAUGAAGAGCUUCAUGGAAUCACUUCAGACAUUUUGUCCAUUUUUUGACAUCAAAAUGGUGACAACCUUGCUUAAAUCUUUUUUUUUAAUAUUCCAGGCGAUUACAAGAUAGUAUUUGUUCAUAAUCGUUCUUACAUUUAGACGCAGUUGUUCGAAUCCAGUACCUCAAUGGAAAAGAACACUCACUUUGAUCACUGAAAUC